AAAAUAAAAAAUAAAAAUAAAUAAUUAAUAAUAAUUAAUAAACAAUAAAAAUGAUUGGACAUUCAACUUCACGUGCUUGUGUUUUCAUAAAUUCAAAUAAUCCAUCCUUACCCAGUCAAUUAAUAAAUUCUCCUACUCCUUUGAUACGACCACCAUUUCCUCCUACAAUAGAUCCACACGAUCUAAUUUCUCCAGUUAAUACUUCAAAGGAUUCUAAGGAUGAUUUAAGUCAAAAAAAGCUUCGUACAAGGGCUCCUAACGCUUUUAUAAUUUAUCGUAAGGUUUUUAUUGAAACUGCACGUUCUCAAGGUUAUUAUUUACCAAUGACUGUGAUUUCUUCCAUGGCAUCUCAAUCUUGGGAAAAAGAAAAUGAAGUGGUUAAAUCUGAAUAUAGACGUUUAGCAAGGGAAGCUUUUAAUAUUCAUUGUGAAAUGUUACCAAAAUCUUUUUCUCCACGUCGUAGAAAAAGAGAGAAAUGGAACAUAAUCUCUUUUGAUGACCAAGAUAAUAAUAAUAAUAAUAAUAAUAAUAAUAAUUUUAUGAGAACGAAGAAAGAGGAAUUACCGGGUUUAUUUAGUUGGAAUAGUCGAUCUACUACUGAACCUUGUAUUGAACAUGUUACUUUUACAAAUCCAAUGUUAUCAUCAUCUAAUUUAUGUUCAUCCGGUUUAUCCGGUUCCCCUGAAUUAAGUAAUAAUAUUCUUUUAAAAGAACAUUAUAAUCCUGCUCUUAAAUUACCCCCUUUAAUUCCCUCUAAUAAUAAGAAUCAUGCGAUGCAUACUUCACUUCCUAAAUUAUUUAAACCUGUAAUUUCUAGUAAAAUUCGUUUAUUAUUGAAUGAUGAUGAUGAUGAAUAAAUAAUAAUAAUAAUAAU
Molecule: messenger RNA, 874 nt
Organism: Rhizophagus irregularis DAOM 181602=DAOM 197198
Lineage: Eukaryota; Fungi; Glomeromycota; Glomeromycetes; Glomerales; Glomeraceae
Source: RefSeq, a predicted model, not a curated record